AUGGAAUAUUCUAGAGACUCGGCAGGGAUGAUGAUGGAGAAUAAGCGUAGUGUCUGCUCUCUUGAAGAAAACAGCAUUAAACGACACAAGCCUGAUCUCUCUUUCUCUUCAAAGGAGAGGAAGGACAAGGUUGGAGAACGUAUUUCAGCUCUUCAGCAGCUAGUUUCUCCUUACGGAAAGACAGACACUGCAUCAGUUCUUCUAGAGACGAUGCAGUACAUACAGUUUCUUCAAGAACAAGUCAAGGUUCUAAGCGCUCCAUAUCUGCAAACAACACCCACCGCUACGCAGGAGGAGAUGGAAGAGUGCAGCUUAAGAAGCAGAGGGUUAUGUCUUGUCCCAAUGGAGUGUACAUUAGGGGUUGCUCAAACCAAUGGUGCUGAUAUCUGGGCUCCUCUCAAUACUCCGACAUCUCCUGCUUUCACUCUCAAGUCUAAUUCACCCUUUCGAUGA
Molecule: messenger RNA, 453 nt
Organism: Microthlaspi erraticum
Lineage: Eukaryota; Viridiplantae; Streptophyta; Magnoliopsida; Brassicales; Brassicaceae
Source: the annotation of a GenBank genome assembly